Molecule: messenger RNA, 853 nt
Organism: Oryza brachyantha (malo sina)
Lineage: Eukaryota; Viridiplantae; Streptophyta; Magnoliopsida; Poales; Poaceae
Exons: 2
Coding region: 29-853 (274 amino acids)
Source: RefSeq, a predicted model, not a curated record
UGGUUGAGAGGAGUGCGCGCGCGCGGCCAUGUCGGGGAUCUCGCUGGCGGUGGGGCCGCGGUCGGACCCGGACCAUGCGGCGGAGAGGCAGCAGCAGCAGCCGCCGUCGACGAUGCUGGGCGGCGUGAUGGGCUCGCUCCGCGUCAUCGAGCUCCAGCUCGUCGCCUUCAUCAUGGUGUUCUCGGCCUCCGGCCUCGUCCCGCUCAUCGACCUUGCUUUCCCCGUCGCCACCACCGUCUACCUCCUCCUCCUCUCCCGCCUCGCCUUCCCUGCGCUCCACUCCAAGCUCCCUCCUUCCUCCGCCUCCUCCUCCCACGAGAUCUUCCGCGGCAACUCGCUGUUCCAGGUGUACGUGGUGCUGGGGACGACGGUGGGGCUGUUCCUGCCGCUGGCGCACGUGCUGGGCGGGUUCGCGCGCGGGGACGACGGCGCGGUGAGGUCGGCGACGCCGCACCUCUUCCUCCUCUCGUGCCAGAUCCUGACGGAGAACGUGGUCGGCGCGGUGGGGGCGUUCUCGCCGCCGGUGAGGGCGCUGGUGCCGCUGCUCUACACGGUGCGCCGCGUGUUCAUCAUCGUCGACUGGGUCUACGACGCGUGGGCCAACCGCCGCGGAGCCACCGUGCAGGACGCCGCCUGGGUGUGGUUCGGCCGGUACCUCGCCGUCGCCAACCUGCUCUACUUCUCCACCAACCUCCUCGUCUUCCUCAUCCCCAAGUUCCUCCCCCGCGCCUUCGACAAGUACUUCCGCAUGCGCGACGAGGCCUACGCCAAGACCGCCGAGGACCACCCGGAGCGCCGCCACCACCACGCCGCCGCCGCCGACGCCACGCCGGAAUCGAAGAAAGCAGAUUAG